CUCUCAAAUACCGACGAGGAUGGAGAGGUCACAUGGUUCAACUUCAGCACACCGACUGGGUUAUUAGAGAGAGAGGGGGCAGAUGGUGAGAAUCGAGCGAACGUUAUAACGCCGGGAUCCCGUGUAAAGCGCCAGAGUCUCACCUUGGCCAACCGCAGAGAGCAGGACGCGUUAGAGGCUUUCUGAGUGCUGACUGGUCCCUGGUAACAGUGGCAGCAUGAGUUGGAGCUUUCUAACACGCUUGUUAGACGAGAUCUCUGACCAUUCCACCUUUGUGGGGAAGAUCUGGCUCACGCUCCUAAUCAUCUUCCGGAUUGUUCUGACGGUGGUGGGUGGCGAAACCAUCUACCACGAUGAGCAGAGUAAAUUCGUAUGUAACACUGCGCAGCCUGGGUGUGAGAACGUGUGCUACGAUGCCUUCGCACCACUCUCCCACGUUCGAUUCUGGGUCUUCCAAAUCAUCAUGAUCACCACACCCUCCAUCAUGUAUCUAGGCUUUGCCAUGCACAAGAUCGCUCGCAUGAAUGAUGAUGACUACCUGCCCCGGAAGCGCAGAAGGACUCCCUUGGUGCACCGCGGUGCCAACCGUGACUACGAAGAGGCAGAUGAAAUGGGUGAGGAGGUGCCCAUGAUUACAGAGGAGAUCGAGCCACCUGAGAAGGACAAGAAGGGGUAUCCAACUGCAGUUGUGGAGGGCCAGUGUCACAGUUUGGCAACGGCUGAGUCCUGCAGCACCCCUGUGAAGCAUGACGGGCGGCGACGCAUCCAGAGAGACGGCCUGAUGAAAGUGUAUGUGUUGCAGCUGGUGUCACGUGUUGCCUUUGAAGUGUCAUUCCUCUUCGGACAGUACAUUUUAUAUGGCUUUGAGGUAGCUCCCUCGUACGUCUGCACCCGCAGCCCCUGCCCACACACCGUGGACUGCUUUGUCUCACGGCCCACAGAGAAGACCAUCUUCUUAAUCAUCAUGUACGUGGUCAGCAUGCUCUGCCUGCUGCUGACCGUGCUGGAGAUUCUGCAUCUUGGCGUCGGUGGCCUGAGGGACACAUGCCGCGAGCAAGCCGCCCAGAGGCGCUCCUUGGCUGGUCCUCCCCGCACCACUGCCCUGUGCCAUCGGCUGGCCAGUGCCCCUCCGGGCUACCACACUGCCCUGAAGAAGGACACCGCAAGCAGGCUGAAGGGAGAGUUCCGUGACUUGGGUGACUCGGGACGUGAGUCACUGGGCGAUGAGGUAGCCAGUCGGGAUCUGGACCGUUUGCGGAGGCACCUGAAGAUAGCGCAGCAGCACCUGGACCAGGCCUACCACAAUGAAGAAGGUGGUGCAUCGCGCAGCAGCAGCCCCGAGUCUAACAGCACAGCGGCGGAGCAGAACCGGCUCAACCUGGCCCAGGAGAAGAAUGUCAGUGCUGCGGAGAAAGGGGUCCAUUCUUGAAGCAAGUACGUUGCUGUUGACUUGCCUCUCCAUCCAUCAAUCUGGCCUUCUAUGGGACAGGAUGCACAUAUCGGAGGGCAGUCACUGACACGAGGGAUACUGAAGAUGCGUGUGUGUGGGUUGUGAAUGCGCAUGUGUUUGUAUGUUUAGCAGAAAAAUGUGCCUUUCGGUGUUAAAGGGAGACUCCGCUACUUCACACUGUCAGGUUUGUGGCUCAUCUGCUCUGCGCAGGGGAUUACUGGCUAAUAUGCUCUGUGCUUUAGCGAAAUGAUCCAAAGACCAUGCAUCAGUCAAGCAAAGAGAAGGUGCUUGAGUUUCAAACUCUUACUCGUUACAUGCCCCUGUCCACUUGACCUCUCCCGUGGACACUGUCAUCUUUAGGGCCAUUCCACCACGCUCAAAUGUGCUGUGUUAGAUGAAGCCCUCAGCUAGGCGGGGAUUAAGUGAACCUGGGUUUUUUUUUUUUUUUUUCUCCCCUCAACCCUGAAACAUGGCACAUAAAGUUGUUUACAAGCCAAAUACUAUACUAAACUAAAAUGCUAGAAAAUGCUUAGUAAUCAAAACCAGGACAUUUGAUUUGCUGAGCAUGGAGUUACAAACUUCUCCAUCUCUUACACCCCGAAUAUGCUAGAGUGCUUGUAGGACGUCAUCACGUUACUCAGCUAGCUUGCUACUUAUCAUGCUAAAUGCUACACCGCUAAAAACAAGAAAAGAAAGGUGGUUCACCACAGUAAUACAUCACAGUUAAACUUACAGACAAAGCAGUUUUUCUCAGAAAUGCAUGUACACUAUGCUUUGCAUGGCAAAGUUUGCUUUACUAGCCAUUUAGCACGCUGAGGGUAACCUAGAAGAGGGCAAGUGCGCCGGAAAACCUGCUCUUUACUGCCCCCUUCUUCCUCCCAUUGUAACGUAGGUGUGAUGAGUCGUGACUCACCUGGCUCUUGAUAUUGCAAUUAGGACUGUACAUUUAAAAUUUACCAUGUCAUAAAUAUGCUGUUGCCACAUUCUUUGCCAUGACAGAGAAGUAGUGAAAUGUCCUUUUAAUGUUGGUUUCCAAGUUACGAUACAGACCUAGAUGCCCUGUUCUGUCAAAAUGAGACUUGUUUCUCAGCACAUUACCACAAGCCAAAAUUGACCAAGUCUUCCACUUCGAGUCAUUCCAAUGUAUGAAAGCUCCAUUAGUGUAAAUACUUAGCAAACAAGGUCUGUGGUCUGUGGUUUGUAGUGUUUGUGUAAGGUUUUGUAAUGUGUGCAUACGUGUAUGAGAGGCAAACUGUUCCUUCCUCUUCUUUGUGGUACUUCACAUCUUCCCAGGUUUGAUGCUGGGUCAGAUCAGUGCCUUAUGAUUUUCCGACAUUGACUGCACAGUAGGCUCCCUGUCACGCUGUCUUUGUAUGUCUUAACAAUGACACUAAUAACAGUGCACAUCUGAAUAAUGUUACUGCCAUAAAUGUACAUUUGACCAGAUUUGGACAGAACUAAAAAAAAAAAAAACCUGGAAAAUGCUUGAAUAAUGUAAAUUAAAAUCUUUCAUGCUGUCUAACUUUUGACUAAAAGGUCUAUUUUACAUUCAUCUGAAUACAUUAAACCAGUUGUUACAUUUUAUUCCGUUAGUAAUAAAGUCUAUACCUAGUAUGGGUUUCGCUGUAGUGCAAGUGGGAGAAGUGUACUUUGAAUGUGUUAAUUUUAUAACUUAAAUGAUUGAAACUAAACAAGAAUAGAAAUGAAUGCAUUUGUGCUGUUUUGAUCGAAUUGUUGCAAAUCAGCUGUGAUUGUUUAACACGUCGUGCCUUAGCGUUUGUCCAUAACCUUCUAAUGUUGUCUUGGAAUGAGCACACUAACAUUUUUCAAACUGUGUCUUCACUUCUGCUUUUCUUUGGAUGGAUCUGCUCUUCAGAACUCUUCAUCAUUAAACUGGAUUCAGUAAGAGUACUGCAUCGGAAAGGUUCGGCUGUGUCGUUGUGGCAUCUUUGUCGUUCGUUCUAUGCCAUUGUAGAAAUUAGUUUUUAACUGGAAGAUGUGCAAUCCUUCAUUUUUUUAUUUUUGUUUUUUUUUUUGUUUGUUUGUUUUUGCUUUAUUGGUGACAUGGUACAAACUCAUAAUCAUUUCUGUGCCAAUUACACAGAUUCCUGUGCAUUGAUACAUUUUGUAGUUAUUGUUCUUGUUUACUUGCGUUGAAAAAUAAAAUUGCGUAUUGAAAACCA
Messenger RNA from Pygocentrus nattereri (red-bellied piranha), 3633 nucleotides. Its product is annotated as gap junction gamma-1 protein-like. Bases 218 to 1429 code for a protein of 403 amino acids. Gene Ontology annotation, cellular component: connexin complex. The record is from RefSeq and is a predicted model, not a curated record. Lineage: Eukaryota; Metazoa; Chordata; Actinopteri; Characiformes; Serrasalmidae. Gene Ontology annotation, biological process: cell communication. The transcript has 5 exons.